Tetranychus urticae (two-spotted spider mite) is the source of this 1226-nucleotide messenger RNA. RefSeq names its product WD repeat-containing protein 55 homolog. NCBI's taxonomy places the organism in Eukaryota, Metazoa, Arthropoda, Arachnida, Trombidiformes, Tetranychidae. Gene Ontology annotation, molecular function: protein binding. The record is from RefSeq and is a predicted model, not a curated record.
UGUUGUAUCAACAUAUGAUUUUUUUUGUUGAGAUUUUAUUUAUUUAUGAUUUUUAUCUAUUGUAAUUUAAUUUUUUGAUCAGUUAUUUUUACAUAUUUAUUGUGAAUCUGUCUCCUAAGUUGCGGUAAUUAUAGUCAUGGGUUGGUUAACCAAAAUUAAGCAAAUACCUCUGGCUGAUGUUAUAUUUGAUAGUAAAUUUCAUCCAACAAAAUCAAAUAUACUUGUCUGUGCAACUGUUUCAGGUGAUCUUUUUAUUUUGGACACAGAUAAUAACACUAAUCCGAUUGCCGUUGAACUCAACGAUCAUCACAGUGGUUCGCCCAUUAGAAAGAUAGCAUUCACUGACGAUCAUAACAUAAUCACUGCUGCCAAAACUUUGAAGGUAACUGAUUUCAAUACUGGCAAAGUAAUCCGUAAAAUUAAACCCGAUGAACCUCGAAGUAAAAUCUUUUCUCUCUUGGUAAUUGACCAUUGGUUAGUUUGUGCUGGUGAUGAUGAAGGACGAUUCAGAGCAUGGGAUUAUCGAGUUGACCGAGGAACCUUCAUGGAUCUGAAACAAUGUGAAGAUCACAUCAGUGAUUUGGACAUUGAUUCACAAAGAAAGAUAGUAGUUGCAUCAAGUGGCGAAGGUACUUUAACUGCUUUUAACAUAAGAUCAAGACGCAUGGAGGAACCACAAUCUGAACUAUUUGAUGCUGGAUUCCAAUGUGUACGCUAUUAUGAACAUCGGGGCAAAGUGUUGGUUGGAGCUGAAGAUAGUGCAAUUAAUAUAUUCAAUAUUGGUCAGUGGGGCAACAUAAGUGACCGAUUUCCCAUUAAAACUCGCCUUCCUUCACGCAAAAUGGCUGGUAAUACAAUUGAUUCCAUGGAACUGAUUGCUGAUGAUAAAUAUGUCGUUUUAGGCUGUUCUGAUGGUUAUUUGCGUCUACUCACAGUACUGCCAAAUAAAGUAAUUGCAACGGCUGGUGAUCAUCAAACUGGAAUCGAAAGUUUAACCGUAAACAAGAAUACCAAUGUUAUUGCAUCGACUGAUCAUUCAACUAUCCAUUUGCACCAAUUUGAAGAGCAAAAAGAACCAGAAAAACCUUCAACAUCGUCGUCAAAUUUUUUCUCUGAAUUAUGAUGAAGAGCAAAAAUAUAGAGAAAAAAUUGAGAUCCAAAUUGCAGUAAUUUUUUGAAUCACAUUAAGAAUACUCAUUGAUUAAAAUGUGCAUUCAAAAGAUGUA